AUGGCGACAGCAGGCAACAAUCCCGCGAGAUCAGCAGCUGUGGGGGAAGAGGCAGAAGCAGAGGCUUGCAAGCGCAGGAGGAACAUCCAGAGCUCCCAUGUUUUAUCAUUGCUUUCCGGCUUGAUGGAGCAACUCCUCUUGGGCCCAGUCUUCACCAUCUACCUGUUUAGGCUCGCAGCUGGUGCUGGAAAGGGUCCGUGGUUCCUUCCUGCAAGCAACCCCAACUCCUCUGUAGGAGUGUUGGUGGGGCUGAAUGGUAUGGUAAAGUUGCUCAUUGCAGCUCCAGUGGGAUGGUUGGUGGACCGCUUUAAAGAUCGCAGGGUGCAUCCGUUGCGAUACUCCGCGAUCUCUGGUUUUGCCGCUGUUGCCUCUGGCAGCCUUCUCCUGUUGACGGAUGAGCUCAUGUUCGUAGCACCGAUGGCCUUGUUCUUGGGAGUUUUUCAGGAGCUCUCAGGCAGUGCCUGGCGAAGCAUUUUCACGGAUUCCUUAGCCAAGGGUGGGCGCGCACCUGCUUUCGUGAAGAAUUGGAUCCUCCGGCUCGUGGGCUCUGCCUCUGCCACACUGCUCGCCGCCCUGGUGAUGCAGCUACCGCAUGAUGAGAUCUGGUGCCUCAAGCUGAGCCUGUGGUGUGGGCUCUCCCUCAUGGUGCCGGUGUCCAUGGCCAUCCUUCGGAUGGCGGAUCCGGAGCCUUCGGAGCUCCCAAAGCUCCAGGAAGAUCCGAACGAGUCGAAACGCCCUUGGGGGCCUCGAUUCUCUGGGGUGGUGCCGUGCCUUUGCGUUACGUUCUUCCUCACGUCGACUGCAACUGCAGGACUUACAGCACAGUUCUUCGUGUUGUUCUUUACGAACGAAGUCCAGCUUUCCAUGACGAGUAUCUACUUGCUGGAGGCAGCAGCCUCGCUAGCAGGUGCCCUGUGCAGCCAAGCCUCCGAACGAGUGGCGAAACACGCUGGCCGAUCUCUCACCAUGUUCUGCGCAGUCGUGCUGUCCACCGGCUGCACCUUCCUUCUCACGGCCGACUUGCCACCGGAGCUUCUUUCAGCGUUUUUUCUACUUCGACGUGGCCUGGGCAACUGUUUCAAGCCUUUGCUGGACGCGAUCAUUGCGGAUUUCACUCCCUCUGCUCAUCGAGGGAAAUGGAAUGCUGUGCUCUCCCUGAGCAUGGUCGGCUGGAGUGGCACAGCCCUUCUGGGCGGAUACUUGGCAGAUCUUUGUGGCUACCGAUAUGUCAUCUUCGUCAGCUCUUUGAUGUUUUCUGGCGCCGCGUGCCUUUUCCUGGGCCCGCUUGUUUGGCUAGUGCCCCGCAGUCUGGAUAUUAAGCAAGCGCUUGCUUCAAAUUGA
Molecule: messenger RNA, 1341 nt
Organism: Symbiodinium sp. CCMP2592
Lineage: Eukaryota; Dinophyceae; Suessiales; Symbiodiniaceae
Source: the annotation of a GenBank genome assembly